This is a messenger RNA of Anneissia japonica, 698 nucleotides long. Its product is annotated as histone H2B, gonadal-like. Gene Ontology annotation, molecular function: DNA binding; structural constituent of chromatin; protein heterodimerization activity. Gene Ontology annotation, cellular component: nucleosome. Lineage: Eukaryota; Metazoa; Echinodermata; Crinoidea; Comatulida; Comatulidae. The coding region runs from base 38 to 406 and encodes 122 amino acids. The record is from RefSeq and is a predicted model, not a curated record. The transcript has a single exon.
GUUUGUCACUUAUUUAUUCGUAGACUAAAUCGUUAACAUGCCUCCAAAAACUUCAGGAAAAGCUGCCAAAAAGGCCGGUAAGGCUAAAGCCGUUAGAACUGGCGACAAGAAAAGAAGACGUAAACGAAAGGAAAGCUACAGCAUCUACAUCUACAAGGUGUUGAAGCAAGUUCACCCAGACACUGGUAUCUCCAGCAGAGCUAUGGGAAUCAUGAACAGCUUCGUCAACGAUAUCUUCGAACGUAUUGCCGGUGAAGCAUCUCGUCUAGCUCACUACAAUAAGAAAUCCACCAUCACCAGCAGGGAAGUCCAGACCGCUGUCCGUCUUUUGCUGCCCGGUGAAUUGGCCAAACAUGCCGUGUCUGAAGGCACCAAGGCUGUUACCAAAUACACCAGCUCCAAGUAAACUUUACACUCUCAAACCAAACGGCUCUUUUCAGAGCCACCCAAAAGUUCAAAAAGAUUUGUGAAUUUCAGUGCCUGUCGUUUCCACUUGUGUUUUUCUUUGUGUUGAAGUACUGUAUAAGAAUUUAUCAAGCACGUACAUUUAGUCAAUUUUCAAUGAUAGGCCUCUAAGUAAAAUUGUAAGCAAUCUUGAUUUUGUGAACAUGCUCAAGUGUCUGUUUACCAAACCUGCCGCCCGCCAAUGAUGAUUUCGAAUAAAAGGAUUUUUUUUUAAAUUUUUGGCUAAUUACCCU